GACCCCCUCCCCAGCCAGGGGGUCCGGGGGCGCGUCACGCUCUGGGACGAUUCCGUGCGCCCCUCCAAGCCAAUGGCGGUGGCCCGCGGCGCGCGGGGUUCUGGGAGUUGCAGUCGGCGCGGCGGCGGUAGGGCUCGCUCGUCAGCCGAGGCGCCGCCAUGACGGAGCGGCCCUGGCCGGAGCGGAGCCCGCGCGCGCCAGCAGCCCCGAACCUAACAGUGUCAGCGGCAGAUGUCAGUGCCCACCCCAGACUUCGUCCCAGGACCCUGGAGGGUGCUGAGGGGCUGCAGUUCUCCACCCUGGAAUCUGCCCGGGGCGCACUUCCCUGCUCACCGGCGAGAAGGGCCCCCGACUGCUGACUGCGUCCGCCUGCUACCACCUGGGUUUGUCUGGAGCUGCUGGGACUGUCCUGGGAUCCAGUUCGCUUGCUCCAAGGUUGGAGAGAUGCUCCCAAUGGCCAGAGCCCUCGCCAAUCCCCAGGCUCCAGCCCUGAGGGAGCAGGACUGGGCCCCUCGGCCGCCCAGCCCUGGGGAUACUGAGGCCUGGCGCCUGCGUUUCCGACGGUUCCAGUACCGCGUGGCAGGGGGGCCACACCGCGCACUGGGCCAGCUCUGGAUGCUGUGCCGCCAGUGGCUGCGGCCGGAGUCACAAUCCAAGGAGCAGAUGCUGGAGCUGCUGGUGCUGGAGCAGUUUCUGGGUGCGCUGCCCAGCAAGAUGAGGACCUGGGUGCAGUCGCAGGGCCCCCGCAACUGCAGGGAGGCCGCUAGCCUGGUGGAGGACCUCACACAGAUGUCACAGCAGGAAGUUCUGGUAUGUCUCACCGACCACCAGGAAGGGAGCAUCAACGAGGAGGAAGAUGUGAAGACCCUGAGGUGCCAGAGAGAGCCAUGCCAGGCAUUGGAGCUGGGGCUCCCCCAGGAGGGCGAGUGGCUGCAGCCUGCCCAGCCCCCGCGGAGCCCCCACGCCAGGGUGGGGGCCGAGGCAUCCUGCACCCUGGGCUCACUCGGGCUUCAGCCUCCCAGCAUGAAGGCAGACAGACGGAGGAGGACGCUGCAGCAUGGGGGCCCCUCAGCAGGCUGCCCAGGCCUGGGCUGCUUGUCUCUGAAGCCUGGUGUCUGGGAUGAGCCUCCCUGUGGGCAAGUCGCGGACAGAGCGCUGAAGAACAGGCACUGCCUAUCCAGGCUGGCCCAGGGCCCUCCCGAGGCAGAAGGGGGGGCCUGGCAGGCAGGGGCCGCUCCCAGGGACCCUGUGCUUCAGGGCACUGGCAGCCAAGGGCCUGCUGUCAGAGACAGAGCGCUGAAGAACAGGCGCUGUGUACCCAGGCUGGCCCAGGGCCCUCCCAAGGCAGAAGGGGGGGCCUGGCAGGCAGGGGUUGCUCCCAGGGACCCUGUGCUUCAGGGCACUGGGGGCCAAGGGCCUGCUGUAGGGGACAGAGCGCUGAAGAACAGGCGCUGCGUACCCAGGAUGUCCCAGGGCCCUCCCGAGGCAGAAGGGGGGGCCUGGCAGGCAGGGGCUGCUCCCAGGGACCCUGUGCUUCAGAGCACUGGCGGCCAAGGGCCUGCUCCAGAGGAGCCCCUGUACCCGCGCCCCCAGCCCAGCCUGGUUGCAGGCCUUACCCUCCCAAGUGCUCAGAGCAGUAAUCCUCCAAAGAGGCGUCGGGGCCGUGCUGCCAGCAGCACUCACCUGCCCUUACUCAAAGACACCAAAGCCUCCCCUCAAGAGGCAGGACAACCGGCUGUCGCCCUCUCCUCCUCGAGCUUAGCGUCGCCGCCAGUCCCCUCAGAGACGUGGCCCUUCCUGUGUACCGAAUGCGGGGAGGUCUUCACCUGGGUCACCCAUUUCAUGGAGCACCAAAAGCGCCACCUGGAAGAGGGGCCCUUCUCGUGCCCCGAGUGCGGCAAAACCUUCCUGCACGCCUCUGUCCUGGGGGAGCACCGGAAGAUCCACCUGCUGGAGCCGCGGCGCAAGAGGCCUCGCCCAGGCGCGGCGGACGAGCCGGCGGAGGCCGAUCCUCGGGGAGCGGCGGGCCAGGCCCAGGACUCGGAAGGAGGUCAGCGCGGGGAGCCCUCCCGCCUUGGGGAGCUCUCCGGGCUCGGGGAGCUCCCCGGGCUCGGGGAGCCCUCCGGCCUUGGGGAGCCCUCCGGCCUCGAAGAGCUCCCGGGUCUUGGGGAGCCCUCCGGCCUCGGGGAGCUCCCCGAUCUCGGAGAGCCCUCGGGCCGCUGCGAGACCUUAGGCCUCUGGGAGCCCUUGGGCUACCUCGAGGCCUUUGGCCAAGAAGGGCCCUUCGAGUGCGGCGUCUGCGGGAAGGCCUUCCCCUGGAUGGUCCACCUCCUCGACCACCAGAAGCUGCACGCCGAUGAGUGAGCGGACGCGCGUCCCGGGUGACGGCGACCCCCGGCGGGCUCGUCCCGAGGGGCGACCCGGGACCCGCCGUCCCUGCCGCCGCGUCCCCCGCCCCCUCCCGGCUACAGCGAUCCUCGGUGGACUCAUCCUGCGGGCCGACCCGGGACCCGCUUCCCUGCCCUGCCGCCGCGUCCCCCGGAUGACAGAGACGCUCGCGGACUCGUCCUGCGGGCCGACCCGGGACCCACCGCGUCUCUGGAUGUCGCCGCGCCUGCCUCUUACCCCCAAUGACAGCGACCUUCAGCGGACUCGUCCUGCGAGGCGACCCGGGACCCGCUACCCCCGCCGCCCCGUUCUCCAGUUGUCAGCGACCUUCGGCGGACUCGUCCUGCGGGAAGGCCUAGACCCGCCGCGCCUGCCGCUUACCCCGACUGACAGCAACCGCCGAAGGGCUGGUCCUGCGGAGCAACCCGGGACCCGCCACCCCCGCCGCCGCGUUUCCCCGGGUGACAGCGACCCCUGGCGGACUCGCCCUGCAGGCGACCCGGGACCCGCCACGUCUCUGGAUGUCGCCUCGCCUGCCGCUUACC
Molecule: messenger RNA, 2933 nt
Organism: Suricata suricatta (meerkat)
Lineage: Eukaryota; Metazoa; Chordata; Mammalia; Carnivora; Herpestidae
Gene: ZSCAN1
Product: zinc finger and SCAN domain containing 1
Exons: 9
Coding region: 232-2364 (710 amino acids)
Source: RefSeq, a predicted model, not a curated record